Molecule: messenger RNA, 2038 nt
Organism: Harpegnathos saltator (Jerdon's jumping ant)
Lineage: Eukaryota; Metazoa; Arthropoda; Insecta; Hymenoptera; Formicidae
Product: dihydrolipoyl dehydrogenase, mitochondrial
Exons: 7
Coding region: 109-1635 (508 amino acids)
Biological process (GO): 2-oxoglutarate metabolic process; pyruvate metabolic process
Cellular component (GO): mitochondrion; oxoglutarate dehydrogenase complex
Molecular function (GO): flavin adenine dinucleotide binding; dihydrolipoyl dehydrogenase (NADH) activity
Source: RefSeq, a predicted model, not a curated record
AUCGCGAUAAUACCGGUUGAGUCUGUACGUUCACUGCCCCCAUAUUGCCACAGACCUUUUCCUCUUCUGUCCCUUCGGUCCCGGGACCUGUGGUAAACGUUGAAAAAUAUGAUGCAAGCCGGCUUUUGGAAUUUAGUUAGCAGCACCAUCAGACCAACAUGCAUAAAGCGUGUCCUUCCUGGUAUGACGGCUACCCAGCAACGCAGGUAUGCCAGCACAUUGGAUGCAGACUUGGUAGUGAUCGGAUCUGGUCCUGGUGGCUAUGUAGCUGCAAUCAAAGGAGCGCAGUUGGGUAUGAAAACAGUCUGUGUGGAGAAAAAUCCUACUCUAGGCGGCACAUGUCUUAAUGUUGGAUGUAUUCCAUCAAAGUCACUUUUAAAUAAUUCACAUUACUAUCACAUGGCGCACAGUGGUGAUCUGCAGAACCGUGGUGUUGUUGUAUCUAAUGUUCAGCUCGACCUCGCCAAGUUGAUGGAGCAAAAAACAAACGUAGUUAAAGCCUUGACUGGUGGAAUAGCUGGUCUCUUUAAGAAAAAUAAGGUAGAGUGGGUAAAGGGUCACGGCAAAAUUACCGGCAAGAAUCAAGUGACCGCCUUAAAGUCCGAUGGAUCAGUGGAAUCGACCAUCAAUACCAAAAACAUUCUGAUCGCAACCGGUAGCGAAGUCACUCCUUUCCCCGGCAUCGAGAUCGACGAGAUGCAAGUUGUAUCGUCAACAGGUGCUCUGUCACUGAGCGAAGUCCCCAAGAGGCUCAUUGUCAUUGGAGCUGGUGUCAUCGGCUUGGAAUUGGGCUCGGUCUGGCAAAGGCUCGGCUCCGACGUGACAGCGGUGGAGUUCAUGCCAACGAUCGGCGGCAUGGGCAUCGACGGGGAAGUCAGCAAAACCAUGCAGAAGAUCCUCGCCAAACAGGGUCUGAAGUUCAAGCUGGGCACGAAGGUCACAAGCGCUUCCAAACAGGGAAACGAGAUCGUGGUGUCCGUCGAGGACGCGAAAGACCCCAGCAAGAAGGAGGACAUUGUGUGCGAUGUAUUGCUGGUGUGCGUCGGCAGAAGACCCUUCACGAACAACUUGGGUCUGGAGGAUAUGGGCAUCGAGAGGGACGAGAAAGGUAGAAUACCUGUCAACAAUCGGUUCCAGACAGUAGUACCUAGUAUUUAUGCCAUCGGGGACUGCAUUCACGGUCCAAUGUUAGCUCAUAAGGCCGAAGAUGAGGGCAUAAUUACCGUGGAGGGUAUUGCUGGAGGAGCGGUUCAUAUAGACUACAACUGCGUGCCCAGUGUGAUAUACACGCACCCUGAGGUGGGUUGGGUCGGCAAGACGGAGGAAGAUCUAAAAAAGGAGGGAAUCGACUUCAAGGUCGGCAAAUUUCCGUUCAUGGCGAACUCCCGGGCGAAGACGAAUCUAGAAACGGACGGUUUCGCCAAGGUGCUCGCCGACAGCAACACGGAUAAAAUUCUGGGAGUUCACAUGAUCGGACCGGCUGCCGGCGAGCUCAUCAACGAGGCGGUUCUCGCGAUGGAAUAUGGUGCCAGCGCGGAAGACGUCGCGCGUGUAUGCCACGCGCAUCCGACAUGCGCCGAGGCACUUAGGGAAGCACAUUUGUCAGCCUACGCUGGAAAACCCAUCAACUUUUAGAGUUUCCAGGCAGGACCGGCAAAUCGUUACACUCGUUAAUCCGUAUUCUCAUCACGCGUCUAGGUUUAAUGCGGCCGCUGCUGAAUGCUUACGGAGAACAUCAUCACGCAGCCGAGCAUAUUGUACACAUUCUCUGCGUUAAAUGCGACGAAAAAACGCGGCACUGAUCGACCUUGUCGUAGUCUCGAUCUAGUCUACGUAUCAACGUCGCACGUACGGCUCGAACUUAACGUAUGUUGCGCGUCCUCGUUUCGUCGCGGCGGAACAAGUUUCGAUUAUUUACAGUUGUAAAUAAAAAUUGUAAGCCACAUUACAUAAAACUAACAACUCGUCUUACAUUAAAUUGACCUCUACCGAAUGAAAUUGCUGCAUUUAUUGCGAAUAAAAAGAAAGUUCCACGUUA